Eruca vesicaria subsp. sativa (arugula) is the source of this 1809-nucleotide messenger RNA. NCBI's taxonomy places the organism in Eukaryota, Viridiplantae, Streptophyta, Magnoliopsida, Brassicales, Brassicaceae. The record is from the annotation of a GenBank genome assembly.
AUGGAUUUCUCAUCCUCCUCCAAGCGUCCGGCAACAGCCACGGCGGAGUCAGUACAGUUCCGCCUCCUAUGCCCCGCCUCACGAACCGGCGCGAUAAUCGGAAAAGGCGGCUCCGUAAUCCGCCACCUCCAAUCCCUAACCGGCUCCAAAAUCCGCGUCAUCGACGACAUCCCCGUUCCUUCCGAAGAGCGCGUAGUCUUGAUAACCGCACCAACCGCGAAGAAGAAGGACGAGCCAUCAUCAUCAUCGAAUGCAGAGGACCCUACCUCGGAUCAGACGACAGAUAACCCCGGCGAGGAAGCUCCGCCGCCGCCGCCGUCGUCUUCGGCAUUGGUUAGGGUUUUGGAGAGGAUAGUGUUUGGUGACGAGGCCGCGAAUGCAGAGGGUAGUAGUGAGUUAGAGAAAGGGGAGUUUGAAGGUUUGUGUAGGGUUUUAGUGAGAGGGAAUCAAGUUGAUUACUUGAUGAGUCAAGGAGGGAUGAUGAUGCAGAGGAUUAGGGAUGAUAGUGGAGCUACUAGUGUUAGGAUUGCUUCUACUGAUCAGAUUCCUCCUUGUGCUUUCCCUGGUGAUCUUGUCAUCCAGAUAAAUGGGAAGUUUUCGAGUGUAAAGAAGGCGCUUUUGAUGGUUACUAACUGUCUUCAAGAGAGUGGUGCGCCUCCAACAUGGGAGGAGUGUUCAUUUCCGCCGCCUGGUUAUCCUCCUGAUUAUAUGGAGUAUCAUCAUCAGUGGGAUCAUCCUCCUAACCCGAUGCCUGAAGACGUUGGUCCAUUUAACAGGCCCAUUGUUGAAGAGGAGGUAGCGUUCAGGCUGUUGUGUCCAGCUGAUAAAGUUGGAAGCUUGAUAGGGAAAGGUGGAGCUGUUGUUCGCGCUUUGCAGAACGAGACUGGUGCAUCGAUUAAGGUGUCGGAUCCGACUCAUGAGACAGAGGAGAGGAUUGUUGUGAUAUCUGCACGAGAGAACUUGGAGAGACGGCACUCUCUUGCUCAAGAUGCUGUGAUGUGUGUUCAUAAUAGAAUCGUUGAGAUUGGAUUUGAACCUACCGCUGCAGUUGUUGCCAGGCUUCUUGUGCAUUCACCGUUUAUAGGACGUUUGUUGGGGAAAGGUGGUCAUGUAAUAAGUGAAAUGAGGAGAGCGACUGGUGCUAGCAUCCGAGUCUUUGCAAAAGAUCAAGCUACCAAGUAUGAAUCUCAACAUGAUGAGAUUGUGCAGAUCAUUGGCAAUGUGAAGACUGUUCAAGAUGCUUUGUUCCAAAUAACAAGUAGGCUUCGAGAAGCGAUGUUUCCUGGAAGAAUUCCUUUUCCAGGAAUGGGUGGUCCACCUCCUCCGUUCAUGGGUCCGUAUCCAGAACCGCCUCCUCCUUUUGGACCGAGGCCUUAUCCAGCUUCUCCAGAUCGUUACCAUUCUCCAGUAGGACCAUACCAUGAGAGGCAUUGUCAUGGUCCUGGAUUUGACAGGCCACCUUCCCCGAUGUCUUGGACUCCACAGCCACCUAUCGAUGGUCAUCCCGGUGGUAUGGUUCCUGAUGUGAACCACGGGUUUGCUUUGAGAAAUGAGCCCAUUGGCAACGAGAAUCUGCCAAUGACAAGCGCAAAUGUGGAGAUUGUGGUUCCUCAAGCAUACCUAGGCCAUGUCUACGGUGAAAACUGCAGUAACCUGAAUUACAUCAAGCAGGUAACAGGUGCAAACGUUGUUGUGCAUGAUCCAAAGACAGGGACUACAGAGGGACUAGUGGUGGUCUCAGGUACAUCAGACCAAGCUCACUUUGCUCAAAGCCUUCUUCAUGCUUUCAUUCUUUGUGGUCAAAGUUGA